GUCCUCGUGCGACACAUCUCUUCAGCGCAUGCCCAGUAAAUGCUGCUGCCGUAUCCAGCAGCAGCAGAAACACCGAGGAAGAGCUGGGGAUGGUCACUUUAUUAUCAAAAAAUAGCACCGAUAUACCUCAACAAAAUGAGAAUCCAUAACUCAUACAUUGAGAUGUUUUCUGCCCCAUCGGCCUUUUUCCAUGCUAUCAUGUGAUACUAAGACAUACAGCUGCAUGUCACUGUGAUCUCCGCUUCCUGUGCUUCGAUGAAAAUGUGGUGAGGGGAGAGUAACUCAUGCUGCAUUAGUGGAACAGUGACAUGCUGGCCUGCCUGCCAGCAUCAGGUGACGCUUCCAUUCAUCUUCUCUCCCGCACGCAGAUGAACACUGGGCUUCAGAAAUGGGAAACUACAAAGAAAAUGAGAUCUUCCAACUACCCUACCCCAGCACAGUUGGACGCCUAUGCUAAGAAAAUUGCCAACAACCCGCUGACAAUCCAGAUCUUCCCAAACAGCGUCAAAGUACCUCAGAGGAAGCACAUCCGGCGCACGGUCAACGGUCUGGACACGUCUUGGUCCAACCAGCGCCUCAGCCCCUACCCCUCUCAGGUCAGCGGCAGAGCAGGCCUCCUCGCCGUCCUGCGCACGCCUGCCAAAGGCAUCAGAGACUCAGACGGAGGUCGCGUGAGGCUCCUCCAAAAGCCCACCACCACCACCAUGAACCCCCACAACGGACCCUAUGCCACUCAAAGCACUUUAAACCUCCCUCAGCCCUCCUCCGGCCUGCAGGGCCCCUCGAUGCCUCAGGCCCUGGCCGCCCACAAGCAGCUGAUGGCUCACCCACAGACACUACAGCAGCAGCAGCAGCACAACCUGGCUCAUCCAAUGAAUCUACAGCAGGCCCAAGCCAUGCCUCACGCUCUGCAGCAGCAGCGUAUGGCUCGCUCGCAAGCUCUGCAGCAACAACAACAGCAGCAGCAGCAGCAGCAACAACAGAGCAUGGGACCCCAGCUGCAGACCGGACAGCAACAACAGCAGCAACAGCAGCAGCAGCAGCAGCAGCAGCAGCAGCAGCAAACCCAGAUCAUGGCUCAUCCCCAAGGCAUGCAGAGGCAGCACAGCCUGCCCCACCCCCAGCAGCAGCAGCAACAGCAGCAGCUAACGGGGCCGCCGAGCCUGCCGCCCCAACACCGGCCUCCGCACCCGCACCAGGCGGCCCUGCACCAACAAGCUUUACUCCAACAGCCCGGGCUGACUCAGGAUCUGCGCCACGCGCCGGACGGGGUCCAGCUGCCCGGCCUACAGCAUUCCCAGGGGCCACCGGGCCCCCAGGCUGCCGGCCCGGGGCCCCCUGACAACAACGCUAACGGCCUCCAGCAGCAGCCCGUCGUCUUCGGACCCCACCGGAAGCCCCCCGAUGCGGACGCCCCGCCAAACAUCACCGUAUCUACCUCAACCAUCCCACUGUCUAUGGCGGGCAGUCAGCACCAGAACCGGCACGGAGACCUCAAUAGCAUCGUGAACCAGAUCAACCAGUUCUGCCAGGCCCGCGCGGGCAUGGGCGCCACGUCGGUGUGCGAGGGUCAGAUCGCCAACCCCAGCCCCAUCAGCCGCAACCUGCUCAUCAACGCCAGCUCCAGGGUGUCCAAUCACAACCAGGGCCCCAUGUCGGCCUGCCUCAUGACGGGACCACCGGACAAGGCCCAGGGCUCUGCCGGAGCGAUGCACCCACAGGCCAGCAUGGCCGCCAUGAGCAGCAUGGCUGCCUACCACGCAGAGACAGAGAAGCUCCAGAUGCAGCACAUUCAGCAUCAGCUGAAGCAGCAGCAGCAGUCGCUCCAACACCCACAGCUGCAGGCUCGUCAACAGUCGCACCAACACCCACAGCAUUCAAACCAACACCCACCCCAGCAGUCGCAGCAACACCCUCACCAACACCCUCACCAACAGUCUCACCCGCACCCAUCACAGCAACCACACCAACACCCGUUGCAUCCACACCAACACCCCUCACAGGCCCAACAACAACAGCAGCAGCAGCAGCUGCAACAACUGCAGCAGCAGCAGCAGCAGCAGCAACAACAACAACAACAUCAACGGCAGCAGCAGCAGCUCAACCUGCAGCAGCAGCGCUGGGCCCAGCACCAGAUGGCCCACAUGCAGCAGUCCCACGAGGAGGUCAACCCCUGCAAGAACCCCCGGAUGGAGGCUCCCUCCGAGCCCGGCUUUCCCGGCUCCCGGAACCUCGGCUACCCCCACAAGCUGCCCGGCGCCGCGCAGUCCUUCCCGCUCAAGCAUCCUCCGGAGAAGCCCCAGUCGUCGGCGUCCCCCGUCGGCGGCGGCCCCACGGCCGCCAUGCGCUACGCCAACGGGCACUACAUGCAGCCGCCCUGGACCGGCAUCCCCGCCAUGGGCACCGGUCCUCAGGAGCUCCCGGUCCCCUUCCAGGGACUGCCACCCGGGGCCGCCACGGACUGCAACCCUGGGGCAAAGUACCGGCCGGGCAAGGCGGACGCCGGCGGUCCUCCCAAGCUGAUGCCGGGCAUGGAGUUCCUGGGCGGGGACCUCCAGAUGGCCGGCUACCACGAGCAAAGCCUGGACUUGGUGGAGAAGAUGCAGAGGCAGCCGGGUCCCCCUCCUCCUCCCCUCGGACAGGUGCAGGACCCCGGCAACGGCCGAGGCAUCCACGGCCACCACGCGGGCUACCGGUAAACGCCACACGGAAAGUGGGUCACGUUUCGUGCGUGCUGCGUCCCACAGUGUACCACCCCCCCCCCCCCCCCCCAUUGUGCUGGUCCCGCGUCGCCUUGCACGUGAUGGAUUGCGUCCCCUUGUUGUACGUGCCGCAGGGGGGGGGCAUCUCCUGGCUGCCCGGCUGCCCGCGGCUUCACAGUAUUCCUCAGGUUGUGCGUUGUUUCCUUUGUUCCACAUGAAGGGAUUGAAGAGAUUGUUCCACUGUUUUAAAAUGGAUUCCUGUUUUUACUGCAAACAUGAAUGUGCUGCUCUCUGUAUUUAUCUUAUUUAAAACGAGAUGUGGAGGACACUGUCGCAGCGAUGACCUCGAGGGUGAAUCGCGCAACGUUUUUUGUUUUUUAUUUUAACGAAGGGAUGCCCAGAAGCAAGAUUUAGGCUGUCCUUUUGGUUUUAUAAUACUUUUUAAUUUAUCUUCUUUUCAAGAUUGUAAUCAACGAUGGUUACGCAUAUUUUUCUGGAUUUCCGGUUGGGCUUUUAAAUACACUUAGAGUGUUGCUCCUGCGCUCGGGAACGGUGAACGAUGGUAUCAGUCCGGAUCAGAGCGGUUCCUUGAAUGGCCACAUGGAUUUUCAGAGCCUACUUCACGUUGCCUCGUGUAGGCAGAAUGACAGAACUCAACACGCAUGUAAUGGAUUAAAUGCAAGCGCAUUCAUAAGGCAACAGCAAUAUAUAUUUCUCCCUGAAAUUAUAUCUUCCAUUUCCUCUUACGUUGGUCCAAGUGCCGUAUCCUGUUAGGGUUAAUUAAUACUUUAUAUAGAGAUGUCUUCAAAGGUUUUUAUUCAAAUUCUAUUAUUUUAUGUUUUAUGUUGUCGGUUACUACUUGAUUCAUAGUGGACAUUUUGAAUAGUUGGACAGGUGUAGGAAUUAAAUGAUCAGUAUCUUUUCUAAAACCUUCUGCUUAUGUGCAAUGGAAAUGUUGGCUUUUACAGAAUGGACUUCAUAGAUGUCAAUGAUUCUUAACUAAAAUUGAAAUGAAAUCAGGAAAGGAAGCCUAUUGUUAUGGUUCGAGACUACUUCUAGCACCAAUGUAUUGCUUUAACAUGUAGGACAUUUCAAAAUGGUAAUUAUUAGUGUGUCGUGCGUGAGAGAAGGCUCUUGACCUGCUUAACACUAGCCUUAUCCUUUUUUUCAAUGUAUAUCUACUACCUAUGAAGAGAAAAGAACCUCCCCACUUUGAUUACUGGUUAAAUGGGCUACAGUCUAGCGUAUACUCCUCCACUUUCUUACCUUUUUCUAGUAUGACAAUAUAACAGGCCUUGGGGACAUACUUCCCUGGUCCUCAUAAGCCUUAAUUAUUCCAAUAGUUAUCCACUACACAACUCCUUGAUUUAAACAAUAACGUUAUUUUGCAGGAUGUGACAUUAAUAACUUCUGCUGUGGGUGUUACCUUUUCAUUGUUUUAUCUAGAGGAAAGACUUGAAUUCAAAAUGGCCUCCAUCAGGAAUGUGUAGUUGCUGUUUACUUCAACAAAACCCAGUUUCUUCCAAAAGAAAAUGUCUCAACACAUUAACCUAUUAUGGAAAAAUUCCCCUCCACCGUGGUGUAAAUUCUAAACACAAGUUCCAAAAGUUUGUUGGUAUGUAGAACUGGGCUGUACCAGUUGUGUAAAAGUCCUGCGGCACCGGUCUUUCUUUCGGUUUUUCUACUUGAUGGAUGUUUUUUUGUUUUUUUUGGUUUAACUUAUUCUCUGUUAACUGUUUCAUGAAGCCAUAAGUCGGUCAGAAUGAGGUACCAAACGUGACAUGUGUGACCAUGGUCCCCAACCACCACCCUGAUGGGCAGCAAGUGGCCAGGGUCAAGUGUUUUUAAGCGUGCUUUAAUCGGAGGUCCUGUACUGUAAAACCCUAUAGCUUUCUUCCUCUCUUCUACCUUCUGGGAACGGGAGGGCGAGCGUAGAGCGCCAUGAAGCGACCCUCGGGGUUCAAGCCUUAGCUUUUUCACGAUUCGGGUUUCUUUACUUUGGUUCCUUUUUUAGCGUUUUCUUUUUUCUUUUAUGUGACAUUUCUUGGCUCUGACGUGCCUGCCCCUUGAAGCUGCUGUUGAAUCUUAACACUAGUCGUGUGUGUGUGUCUGCGCGCGCGUGUGUGUGUGUGUGUGCGCGUGAGUGAGUCGAUUUGUUUCGGUGGUCAUUUGCAUACUUCUCGGUUUGACUCUGUUCAACUGUUAACCCUAUCCCGAACCUCUACUUGAUGAUCUACUUGGAGUACUCUGCCUCAUCUUUCGAAAUCCUAUCAAACUCGUCCAAAAAAAUAUAAACAUCAAAGCGGCAUAGUUCUCUCUUCAUAACCGCGAGCCACCGGGGCCUGAAUAAUACAAAUAAAUGUAGCUGGUCGGUUGGAUAAUUCUCCGUUGGUACGUUGCUGUGCGUGUUUUUCAUCGACGACACCAGACGUUGAAAGGCUGGGGGGUGAACUUGAGACCAGAGGGACAUCAAACCUUUCCCUGAGCGUGGUUGUGCUCUGCCGUGCCGGGCCCACACAGUCAUGUUCCACAGCUGUCCUAUGAAGUGCCUCCGUGUUGGACGGGUGCUGCCAGGGGCCAAACGGGUCAGAGGGCUGGCGCGUGUGAUGUGUGUGGAUGUGUGUGUUGAGGGUCGACUGGAGGCUUUAGGUACUUGCACACAAGUGGUGCACACCCGAGAGCAAGAGGUGCACUAAAGGUGAAUUACUGUUGGAUUUUCUUGUUUUUUGGGGGGGGGGAGUCACGAUACUUUGAACUACUGAUACUGUGUCAUGGGACACGGCCCCAAAGUGUGCCACAUUUUCUAGACACUGUUGCAAUGCGUGUUGUAUAGGACUGUUUGCCGUCUGCUCACUGACCAAAGUGACCAAGCGCCCUUCUUUUUGAACCACCCCGGUCCCUGAAAGACCUGUGUGCGCUUUUAUUUUGAAAUAUAGCUUGUUUUAUGGAGGCGGAGUGGACAAGAGUCAUCUGGUCUUCAGUAAUGCCUGUGAAAAUAAAUUGUGAAGAUGUGACUAGAGUAAAAAUAAAAGACUAAAAGAGU
Molecule: messenger RNA, 5745 nt
Organism: Gadus morhua (Atlantic cod)
Lineage: Eukaryota; Metazoa; Chordata; Actinopteri; Gadiformes; Gadidae
Product: protein FAM222B
Exons: 4
Coding region: 309-2699 (796 amino acids)
Source: RefSeq, a predicted model, not a curated record